Molecule: messenger RNA, 1104 nt
Organism: Necator americanus (New World hookworm)
Lineage: Eukaryota; Metazoa; Nematoda; Chromadorea; Rhabditida; Ancylostomatidae
Exons: 9
Coding region: 1-1104 (367 amino acids)
Biological process (GO): lipid catabolic process
Molecular function (GO): lipase activity
Source: RefSeq, a predicted model, not a curated record
AUGUUCUCAAAAUGUAGAACUGACGCGUUUAGGAAGAUGUCUAUGAAAUGUUUCGCCCUUAGUUAUAAUAUAAAAAAGGAAGAAAGAUUGUUGGAGAUGCACAAGUCCAAUUUCGUAGAAAACGGCACUAAUAUUAAUUUUCGUUCAUCAGUGAAGGCGAGCGAAGCAAACUCCACAGAAAGUCUGAAGUCCGGCUUUAGCCGGACGUUCAGACUGGUCCUUGUUGCAGCGAUGCUUGUUGGAAAAGUUUUUGCUGACUUUUCACCUGAUUUCUCGGCUUAUCUCGCGAGUUAUUACGGACCUUCAGUGAAAGACCAGAUGGAGAGACGAGAUCUCCAAGGAAGAGGAUCGUUUGGUGGGAAAGCUGACCGGUCAGAGAGAUUGAAAAACCAACCGAUUGUUUUUGUGCACGGUGUCUCGGACACUGCAGGAGAGAAGAUGAGACAAGCUGCUAACUGGUUCAAAGGUAGAGGGUAUAAAGACAGUGAACUCUAUUCCACGACAUACUUUAACGGAGCACAAGGGAAUCCGCUGAAAUGGGUGGAGUACGGAAUGCGAUGCGAGUACGUGAAGCAGGUUCGUGCGCUAAUCGUCGCCACGCGACUGUACACCGGUCGAGCAGUUGACGUGAUUGCAUUUUCGUUGGGUGUUCCAGUGUCGAGGAAGGCCAUUCUUGGAGGUCGAUGUGUCGACUCCGGUGAAUACCUUGGUGGUCCUCUCACAAAGUACAUCGACACGUUCGUCGGCGUCGCCGGACCAAAUCAUGGAAUUAGCCUCCAAGUAGGAGGUGUUUCCAUUCCUGGGUGCGUAUUCAGCGUAAUCCCGGUCUGCAAUUCGGUGACUGGUCUCUACUCAGGAUUUUGUCCCAGUGAAAGCGAAUUCUUGCAGGACAUCAACAAGCAAGUUGGAUAUGAGGGUAGUCACAUCUUCUCGAUCUAUUCGAAAAAAGACCAGAUCGUUGGCCACAUUGUAUGCAAUAGGGUAACGUCACAAAUCGCAGGACAGAUGGGAGAAAAAGUUUACGAAAACCUUAACCACGAUAAUACGUUCCAUACCUCUCACGAAGUACAAUUAGCGAUGAUUCAAAAUCAUAUUGUUGUUUGA